AAACUUUGGGAAGAAUGUUUCGAGGAACUACUUGCCGAUGUUUUGGGACGAGAGACAUUGCAGAAAUUCUUAGACAAAGAAUACUCUGGCGAGAAUCUUCGUUUUUGGUGGGAGGUUCAAAAGUUGCGGAAGUGCAGCUGUAGAAUGGUGCCGGUCUUAGUUACAGAAAUUUACAAUGAAUUCAUUGAUUCAAAUGCAACUUCUCCUGUGAAUGUGGACUGCAAGGUAAUGGAAAUAACAGAGGAGAACUUGAAAAAUCCAAAUCGCUGGAGUUUUGACGAAGCAGCGGAUCAUAUAUUCUGCCUGAUGAAAAAUGAUAGUUAUCAGCGUUUUCUUCGAUCUGAUAUAUAUAAAGAUCUCCUCAUACAGUCGAAGAAAAAGGUAAAUUUUUGA
Molecule: messenger RNA, 393 nt
Organism: Strongylus vulgaris
Lineage: Eukaryota; Metazoa; Nematoda; Chromadorea; Rhabditida; Strongylidae
Source: the annotation of a GenBank genome assembly